CCCAAUGGGCGUGGCUUCCCUUAGCCGCCGUUGCUGCGCUGGGAGCCGGAGUGGGGUGAGAGCGGUAGAGUGCCCUAACAGCGAGUUAGAUAGUGCGUGGGGCGGGCCCUUACCUGCCCCUUACAAUAAAACUCGCUGAGAGGAUGUCUCCCGGGCUGGGAGCUGGGCUAGAGCACAGAGGGGAGGCUUAUUUACACGGCUUCUCUCUGUUUACAUCUGGGUUCCACGUCGGCUCCGACAGCAGGCAGCGCAAUGGCAGGAGUGGGCAAUAAGAAGUCCAUAGUGUUCGGGGUGCUGGGGGUGCUCCUAGUAGGUGUUGGUACUCUGCUGGUGUUCCUGGUGCCGGUGAUCAUGGAUGAGCAAGUGGAGAAGAAUGUGCGCAUCGAUCCUUCCAGUGGGUUUGCAUAUGAAAUGUGGCGAGACCUACCUGUUCCGUUCUACAUGUCCAUCUACAUUUUUGAAGUUGUUAACCAUAAGGAAGUGCUAUUAGGAGAGAAGCCACAAUUACAAGAACGCGGACCAUAUGUGUACAGGGAGUACAAAAAAAAGCAAAAUAUCACCUUCAAUGAAAAUGGAACAGUUUCAUUCGUGGAGUUUCGCACCUUCCAUUUUGAUCCUGAAAAAUCUAACGGCAAAGAGGAGGAUCAUGUUAUAGUGCCAAACAUUCUGGUUUUGGGCUCAUCUGUCAUGUUGCAGGAUUUGGGAAUAGCAAUAAAAUGGAUUAUCAGUGGAGCAUUUUCCGCUUUCAAUGAGGAGGCCUUUAUUAACAAAACCGUGAAGGAUAUAUUGUGGGGCUACGAAGACCCAUUCUUGGAUUUCCUAAACACGUUUCUACCUGGAAAACUUCCCUUCAAAGGAAAGUUUGGCUUUUUUUCAGAUUUUAAUAACUCAAAUACUGGAGUAUUUACAGUCAACACUGGGAUGGAAGAUAUUAGCAGAGUCCAAAUGGUAGACAACUGGAAUGGACUGAAAAAGGUUGACUUUUGGAAUUCAGAACAAACAAAUAUGAUCAAUGGAACUGCAGGUCAAAUGUGGCCUCCUUUCAGGAAACCCUCAGAACCUCUAGAAUUUUAUAGUCCAGAUGCUUGCCGGUCAAUGAAACUGGUAUAUGAAAAGGAAGAAAAAUUCAGAGGUAUACCUACAUUUCGCUACACUGCCCCCAAUUACCUAUUUGCCAAUGGAUCCGACUACCCACCCAAUGAGGGAUUCUGCCCCUGUGUGGCUUCUGGAGUCCAGAAUGUCAGCGCGUGUCGUUUCAAUGCCCCAUUGUUUCUCUCAUUCCCUCAUUUCUACAAUGCCGAUCCAGGCUUUUUAGAGUCUGUAGAGGGGUUGCAUCCAACUGAAGAGCUGCAUUCCCUUUUCCUAGACAUGCAUCCACUGACAGGAAUCCCGAUGAACUGUUCAAUUAAAAUGCAACUCAACAUGCUGACUAAAUCUGUGUCUGGAAUAAUGCAAACUGGACAGAUAAAACCUGUGAUUCUACCAGUGCUUUGGUUUGCAGAGAGUGGGCACCUUGAUGGCCCGGUGUACAACACUUACUACAACAUCCUGAUCCUCAUGCCCAUUGUACUUGAGUACCUACAAUAUGUGCUCAUUGGCAUUGGCCUCUGUUUUAUUACGGUUGCACUCGUUCUUCCCUUCGUUAAACAGGGCAAAUGCUUCUUAUUUUGGAAUAGUAAUAAAAAUGUUGAUGAAAGUCAGGAGUUUAAAACCCAAAAAGAAAAGUUGACUGCUCCUAACGGAAUUGUACUACUGGAAGCCAGAUUAUAGUGUCGAAAGCAAGAGCAAGUCCUUAAUGACACAAGUGGAACUGAUGAUGCAACUGAAUAUUCUGAGGAUUCCAAGCUUCUAGAGGACCAGGAGUACAGACCACCUCAAACCUGAUAUUUGACAAAAUAUUCCCUGGGGAUUGAAAUCCUACAGGGAUUGUGUCUGGGUUUAUCUAAUCACUACAAAGCUAUCUUGUGAAUUAUGGAUCACUGGGAUAGCAUUCAUAGACACUUCAGCACCUUCAUCAUGGAAGGAACUGCUCAAGCUUUGUCAGCUAACCUCCAUCUUUGUGCCUUGUGGACUAAGUGGACUAAGGAAAGCAUGAAGAAAGCAGUGGCAUGUAAUAAUGUUGAUGAGAUGGUGAUGGUGGGAUUAUAGCAAUCCACUUAAUUAUAAAUCCUCUAAUCGUUAAGCAAAUCAUUAAUUGAAGCCAUCUUCUAUCAGGAUACAGUUCAUUGUUACAGUUGUGUCAUUGGUGUACUUCCAACCUAGUUUUUCCCACAAAGCAAAUUAUUUAAUUACACAAACGAGUUAAAGUCCUAAGCAUUGCACUAGGUAUCUUAAAUCUGUAGAAUCCAGGGAAGGUGCAGGAUAGUAGGCAAAUGACAACAAGAAUGGAUGAGACCAGUGGGUUGCCAUCUGCUUUGUUUCUAUCUCCCCGUUAUCAUAAAUGUAUAGCUGCCUUAAGUUGCAAAAAAAGCCUUUAACUAAGCUCUUUGUGUCAGUUUAAAUGUAAGUACGUUGGGUUGUGAUUCUGUGAGAUGUUUCAGUGACAGUGUUCUGCUAUGUCCUUGCCUGUUCUAUGUAUCACGGAAAGUGCCUGCAGCACUAUAUAGGUUGCCUCCCAUUUCUGAGCUGUGUGGUUAAAUACCCCAUGUUUGUCUGUAUAAAGCCAAAGCAAUUGUCUUAUAACUUUAUCACCCAGUGACUGUUCUGAUCCAGUGAUUACUCUGAGGGUGACGUGAUGGUAACCAAAGCGCACUUGUAGUUGUAUCAACUGCAGCUGCUCAUAGCCUAUUACAAGUGUUGUAGGUAGGCCCUAUCACAUUCUGCUGGUAACCUAAACUACUGUUAGACUGAACAUGUAUUUAUAAAUUAUAUAAUGUGUCACUUCUUUGUUAAUUGAGCCCUAAAUACAAUGUCCUCAAACUUGGAUAUGUCAACAUUUUGGUACUGUAUACUAUAAAUCUUCUAUAAAUCCACAAAAAGGAGUUUGAAGAUACAGUAUAAAUGGGAGCUCAGCAAGUGCAGGGCACAAACUUUUAUUUGGGGAAAAAACGCUUUAUAAAUUAUUACAAAUAAAUUACACAAACCAUAAAGUGGACAUAACUGCACUAAAUAUUACAAACUUAUGGCAGGCAGUGUUAUGGAGAUUUACUACAGUCACAGUUAAUAUGCACAUUGUGCUUGCUCAUAGGAUUGCAGGACUGGUGUAGAUUUGGGUUCUACCAGGUACUCUGUCUGGUAUAUUAUAAUCUGGUUGCUGGAGGUGUUUUCCCCAGCACUUCCAUUGGCCACAUGAAGAAGGUGCAUUUGCCACUGUGUUUAGAGUAUGCUACUGCAAAGCUACACAGUAUUUGUAAAUGCACUUGGGCUAUAAGUGGGUGCUUUAUGUAUACAAUAAGCUAGGAGAACUAAAUAAGUUCAACUGCAGUUACAAACAGUAUUUUGUCCCUGUUUAACAGGAAAAAAUAUUUUUUACUGCUGUUAAUUUUUCAUUUAUUAUUUCCUCUUGCAUUUAUUAUCUCCUCUUGCAAAACAAGUAAGGUUUAUUGUGUGCACAGAACUAACCCCAGCACAGGAUUUCCCAAUAUACAUUCUCAAUCAGUCUACAGGGCAAAACAGUUUUGCACCUUUUUUUAAAUUCUAUAGGGAAUCUCUUGCCUAGUGCACACAAUAUAACAGCUUGCUUUUCUAUAAAGCAGUUUAGCAAAAAUGUUCCCUUUUUUCCUUUCCAUUCCACUUGAAAUACUAUAAAUUGUAGUUAAUACAGUCUAAUCUAGCACACCUCUGCAAGUAAAAGUCUUUAAUCAGUAGUUGCACAUCAUUAAGGACUGUACAGGCCAUGGGUAGGUAGUGCUGGGUAUAACUGGCCACACACACUGAGAUAAUAUCCUUGUUCUUAGGAUAGCUCCUCUUCUCCCUCUGCUUUACAGAUGGCUUUUACCAAACAUAACAGUAGAAAGCUGUUUGAACUAUGGGCUGCCAAUGAGUAUCAGCCAGGGAAUUACAUGCUUAACACCAUUUGCCAAAUUAGGUACCUAUAAGGGUUAUUCUAAAAUAGGCAAAAUGGUGGCAAUAGUGCAAUUAGAGUGUGUUGAAGCAGAGAAGAACUGAAUUAAAGUGCCAUGAAAAUUGCAAUAACUGUUAAAAUCUAUUUUUCCCCUAAGUAAUUCUGUACCCUGCACGCUGGAUCAUUACAGUGACUUCAGCCUUAUACGUGAACUAUUUCCUCACAAUGUUCCUGUGUAGAAAUCUUCUACUGUAAAUAAGAAUUAAAAUUCAGAAAUCUGUUUUUCUUUUUGUCUGUUUACUACCCCGUGGGGCACCCCCUUGCCCUCUGUACUGAAAUACCAGACCAUCUGGCAGCAAAAUGCUUCCCUUGCAUUCCCACCCCUUUUCUCUAGAGAUUAUCAUGUUUCUCUGUACCACAGUUUAUUGGUGCCCUCCCUUGCCAGUGAACAUCUAUUCCAUUUGGUGGCUCUCACAAAUUCAUAUCGACAUUGGCAUUUCUCCAUGUUGCAAUUUACUUUAAUAAUCCAUUGUCUUUUCAAUUCUGUAAAAGGUGCUAUAUAUAUAUAUAUAUAUAUAUAUAUAUUUUGUAACAGCUGUACAAUUUUUGUAAUUCUCCUAUUUUUGAUGACAUCUGGAAUAUAUAAAAAAAUGUUUUUAUAAGUAGCACAAUUCAACCAAAUGUUCAAAAUAAAGACUUUGGAAUAAUUC
This is a messenger RNA of Xenopus tropicalis (tropical clawed frog), 4713 nucleotides long. RefSeq names its product scavenger receptor class B member 1 (gene scarb1). The transcript has 13 exons. Gene Ontology annotation, biological process: vesicle-mediated transport. Gene Ontology annotation, cellular component: membrane; caveola; plasma membrane. The record is from RefSeq and is a predicted model, not a curated record. The coding region runs from base 253 to 1770 and encodes 505 amino acids. NCBI's taxonomy places the organism in Eukaryota, Metazoa, Chordata, Amphibia, Anura, Pipidae.